AUGGAGGCAGAAGCGUCGUCGACGCCGGUGCAGCCCCCCGUCGACGUGGAGGUGAAGAUAGUAGAUCCUCGUACUGUCAGUGUGAAUGGUAAGCUCUACACUGCUAAGCACAUACUAGUUGGUGUUGGUGGCCGACCAUCGAUGCAGAUAUUCCCUGGUAUAGAGCAUGUUAUACAUUCGUAUGCCGCACUGGAUUUGCCUUCAAAACCCGAGAAAAUUGCAAUAGUGGGAGGUGGGUAUAUUGCUUUGGAGUUUGCUGCCAUUUUCAAUGGCUUAAAAGUGAGGUCCAUGUGCUUAUUCGGUAGCAGAAAGUUUUAA
Molecule: messenger RNA, 318 nt
Organism: Miscanthus lutarioriparius
Lineage: Eukaryota; Viridiplantae; Streptophyta; Magnoliopsida; Poales; Poaceae
Source: the annotation of a GenBank genome assembly